This is a messenger RNA of Sclerotinia trifoliorum, 5227 nucleotides long. The record is from the annotation of a GenBank genome assembly. Lineage: Eukaryota; Fungi; Ascomycota; Leotiomycetes; Helotiales; Sclerotiniaceae.
AAUUGUAAAAAAAAAAUUAAUAUAGAAAAGUAGAAUUAUUUAUAAUUAUUUAAAAAUAAUUUUGAUUUUAUAAAGUUUUCAAUUGAUGAUAAGAAUAUAGUAGGGCUACUUAUAACUAUAUAAUUUGUAUCCUUAUAUGAAUUAUAUAUAGUGUUCUUACGGUAAGUGUAUUUUGCUUCCUUAGGGGUAGCACAUCGCCCCUUGGAAUCAGCAUAGAUCAAAUACACCUUUCGUUCGCUGAUUUCGUCUUGGAUAGCACUCUCCCCAAAUCCUUAUUUCACGAUCUUCAUAACCUUCUACGCUUCGUGCUGCCAGCACCAAAAGGCACUUCUCAUUAUUAUGAAGACCAUAGAUACACCACACAACGACAAUGAUUCCUCGGCCGAUAGCCCUUCCAACUCGGGAGAUUCCAUAGCCAAGAAAUUGGAGAAUGCAAUCCGGAACAACCUCUUUGACGAUGUAAAGAGAGCUUUGGACUCCAGAGAUGAUCUAGUUGAGAUGCUUUUGGAAUACGAGUUCACCCAGUACUGUAAAACUGAGACGCUCAAAGUCACUCCAUUGGCUCUGGCAUCAGUAUUUAGUGAGCUUUCGAUCGUCAAUUUUCUUUUGGAUCGAAAUGCGACAGUAGAUCAGACAGGGCCGCCGCUCUUUCUUACCCCAUUACAUUUUGCAUCCAUAAAUGGCAGAAAAGAUAUAGUUGCCCGUAUUUUAGAGGCACGCGCCGAUCCUAGCUUGCAGGAUAAUGAUGGCAAUACGGCAUUUCACCAUGCUUCCCAAUAUGGCCAUCUGGAGACCCUACAGAUUCUUUACCAACAAGGUUCACGGGAGCAUAUUAAUCAGGCGAACAAGCGUCACAAUGCACCACUGCAUCUAGCAAGUGGGUAUGAUCAUCCCGAAACUGCAAAAUGGUUGUUAGAUUCGGGAGCAGCAAUCAAUCAGGCAGGAGAAUCUGCGGCGACCCCGUUAUCAUUGGCGUGCGGGGGUGGAUGCGUCAACACUGUUCGUAUGCUUCUUGAUAGAGGGGCUGACAUUCACAAGAGAAACAAUUAUUCUUUCACCCCUAUUCUACUUGUAUGUUUAAAUCCGCAUCUAGAAAUCUUCAAGAUGCUCAGAGACCAAGGUGCACUGAUUUCAGAUGUUACGUCAAACAAAGAUACCUGUUUUCACCAAAUCAUAGAUAGUAGCCAGGGAUUUACAAACGACUCCAAAGAAAUCAUCAACGGACUGAUAGGUGGAGGCGGAAAUAUCAACCAGCCCAACAUUCAUGGCUGUCCACCUCUGCACUCUGCCUGCAGACAGGAAAAACUCAAAUUUGUCGAGUACCUUAUUAGGCUUGGUGCCGAUGUCAACCAGGUUAGAUCUCAAGGUAAUAUUACUGCUCUAAUGGAAGCUUGUUGUCAGCAGGAUAGUCGAAUCACCAAAGUGCUCUUGCAAUAUAAUGCCGAUACUACAAUAGCGAAUAAUCAUGGAGUGACCGCCCUGACAUUAGCCGUUUUUUUUGACCAUCUGGAAAAUGUGAAACUACUCAUAAAAAAUGGUGCGAACGCCGUAGUUCAUGCUAAAGACGGAAGCACACCCGUUCAGGUCGCCAUUAAGGAGAAAGGAAACGUUAAAACUGCGAUUGAAGUCUUAGCUGCAAAAGAAUACUACCCCCAAAAUCCAUCACAAAAAUUCCAUUACAUGGAGCGCGCUGCCGAUGUUCCCGAAAUUGAAGCCGGACUACUGAAGGGCUUCGAAAGCGGUAAGUAUGAGACACUGGAGCAGCUUUACAUCCUCAUGUAUUGGGCAAUCUCUAAUGGUGCCCUCGAACUGGCUACUAAGUGCAUUGAUCACAAUGAGCAAGUACUUCAAUGGAUCCGAGAAGGGGCUACUUGGCUUCACAUAGCCUCCAAAAGCGGUACGCUUAAAGUCACACAGCUUCUCCUUGAUAGGAUGACGAAUCAACAAGACCAGCCAGAUCGACCAGACGAAUUGGCGAAAGUUGAGUUCAUCCUACAGCAGAAUAGCCUGGGCGACUCACCUUUGACUAUAUGUAUUGAUCGAGGGCAUCAUCAACUGGAGGAAGAGUAUUGGUCUAAAAUUCGACAACUUCACACCUCUGGCAACAGUUUCGUAGAAUCAUACCCAGCUGUUGUAGAUCGAAUCCUCGAGUUACUAGCCACAUAUGAAAAGCCUGGGCAUGAAACUAUCUUGGGAGAAUUUCUACACAAGGAAGGUGUCCAAAAUUCAAAACACUUUACAACUCUCCAUUGGGCAGUCUAUGGAUCUCAGGCCGUUGUGGUGUGGUGGUUAUUGUCAAAGAACGGAUACUCUUCCGACGACGUAAAGAGCGCCUUAAAGCUUGUACCAGACACACGUGUAUCUCGUGACAUCCGAUCUCUGGUUCGCAAAUUACUCGAGAACCCACCACCGGCUCUUGACCGCGUUGCAAACCCGAACAAAAAUCACAUACAUAGAUCUUCAAAACAUGUAGACAAGAUCGAUGAGUUAGGGAGCAUUGUUGACAUUAUUUCUGGUGGUCAAACUAUCAAAAUUCCAUACGAUAAGGCCAGUGUUUACGAUAUAAUUUAUGGAAAGGGUCCAGAGUCUAUAAUGAAGAAAGCCAGAAAAGAUUUGCGCCAAAGGGAUUUAGAUUCACUGAAGAAGGCUUUGGGACAGACCCGUCUGGAGCAAGACAGGAGGAGCUAUGCUUCUUGUUCAGGUGGUACUGCUGCUCAGUGCUCUAGUUCUCUGCGCCCGGUGGAGUCUACAUCAUCUGAGCAUGACAAAUAUGACAACGAAGAAUCUUCGGGUGACACUCCUCGUGAUUUGCGUCUUCGUUGGAUUCAUCUCCCAGUCAAUCAGGUAAGACUUUUUAUUUCGCAAAACCACUAGCUCCCCAGUAGUGCUGAUAAAAGGAAAAAUUGAUAGUUACAUUUGAUGCAAGUAAGUCGUAUUAAUGACCUUUUUUUUUAAACCACAAACCUCUUAUGAUAUCUCUUUAAGGACCUCGUGAGUCGGCUAUCGCAUGAUUCAAAGCGUUCGGAGACAGAAUAUAUGGCUAUAAUGAAACACUUCAACAGAAGCUGGACCGCAUUAGCAGCGGGCGCUGGACGCUAUUAUAUGAAACCUCAAUUUGUGGUAUGUAUUGCAAAACUACGUUCAUAAUGGUAUUGAGAGCUCACCAUCUUUUCCUUGGUAGCGCAAGCAGGAAAAUGAUACCCAAAAUUUGGCCGGUGAUUCAGGUGGCAAUCAAGUACCAAGGAAAUCCAACACUGGAUUUUGCACGGCACUCUACGUAUGUAGCUGCAUAAUUUCCUCUUUUGAUAAUGAUGCAAGAUAUUUACCAUUAUCGUUAAUAGAUGCCAUAUCUUACUAUAGGGACCUAUAUUUCCGGAGAGGAUAAAUCUGCCACCACUGCAAACCACUUAGAUUCUGAUAAAUCUACCAAAGAACGCAACUCGAGAGAAGUUAUACAUGAGCCCAUAACUCUCGAUCAGUAUUACUAUCCAACUAUUGCCAACACCUCUGCGAGAGACAAUGAUCAGGUACUGUCGAAAUUCUUACAGAGUAAACGCAAACAACAUGAAGGUGUUAAGCAACUGGGUAAGUUAAGUACUAAAACAAUGAUGGUGAUUAAACUAACAACCACCCAGGCACAAUGACCAAGAAGAAGAUUCUCAUAGUAAAUCAGCUUUGGAUUUGGAUCAUUGAUGAGAGUAUGAUUGAUGAUGCCGAUACAAAUUUGCAUGUCAUCCAAUUAAUUUAUGUUCAGAAACAAUCAUCACUGCCACAUCAGAAAAGUUCAAUCAGAAUUCCUCACAAAGUAUUCAACUUGAUCCAAAAUCCUCAGGCGGCCUCCUUCAAACUGCACUAAAUAAUAUACUUAACGGCGAGGCCAAAGGCCGGUUUGAACGCGCUACAACUGCGCAUUCCGUUAUGGAGCUUCUCCUUGGGGCUGCGACCGGGUCUUUCAUGGAUCCUUCUGUGGAAAUUUUCAACGAAAAAUCGAAGGGGCCAAUCGAGAUAUUUCGAGAGUCAAUCAGGGAUGUGGUCUGUACUGCACCCCCGUGAGAGAAUGAUAAUAGUUUCGACUAACAUAGUGUGGUAGGCCGACAAAGAAAAUUCCCUGUUCCGAGAUUUCCUCCGGGGUCUACACGAAGCAGAAAAAAAAAAGGGACAACUCCCCGAUGAAGAGGUCGACCCCAAUUCACCAGCGACUAGACCGGCAUCUCUAAAUCGAUAUCAUGUUAUCUCGUCUGAGACCGAACUUCUUGACAUGAUACGAGAUAUUCGUGACGAACUUCAUAUGCUAAGCUCUUUAGCAGAGGACCAAGAAUUUGUUUGGAAGCAGGCUUUUGCUACUAAUAAUUUGAUGAACUUGAACUUUUAUACACCUACCGAUAUUAAAAAGGAUCUGAAAAACAUGCUCUCUGAAGCUGACAAAACCGAAAACUAUGUCAGUAUUACCCGUUACAAGGAAUUUAUUUUCUCAGCUAAAUUCAACCAAGAUCAAUAACCUUCUCGAUUUGCGACAGGCCGAAUUUGGUCGAUUACAAGCUUACGACUCCGCGAAACAAUCCAACAUUAUCUUCAUCUUCACUAUCAUCACUAUUAUUUUUGUAAGUCUUUAUUGUCAGUUAUCUCAUCGGGGGAAAGGGUUACAAGCAUAGCUAAUGAUCAUACUUACCCAUUAAGCUCCCUCUAUCAUUUCUCACGUCUCUGUUCGCACUAGACGUAUCUGACUUUCCCCAUGAAUCCGGAAGCGUAAAGUACAAAGCAUGGUGGUUAUUCCCCAUUCUCCGUAAGUACGUCUUGAAGCAGAGGCAUUCCAACCGUUAACAAAAUGAGUAGUUGGUGCGACGGCACUUGUCUCUAUUCCGACUAUCAUUUUGGCAUGGAAUGUAAACGCUCUCUCGGGAAAGUUUCGACCGCGAAAUAAUAUUGCCAGUGAAUCUAGCGAAACAUCUACGCGUGCGCAAAACGCGAAAAGAGGUCUGAGGGAUCUUCGACGGAGAGCUCGGAAACAGGAUAAACAUGCUGUUUAAUUAUAUAAGAGGUUCGUUAACGGGUAACCUCACUUGGGGGUAAUGUAAAGAACCCAGCUUAGUACCAAGUUCUCUCUUAAGAUCCUCUGUGUUGUUGAGUUUCAUCACGUGAGCUUUCACCAGAUUGGAGUUCUAUUACGUGACCGCUUAUAAGCGUUUCCCGCUAGUAACUCAUGUGAGAUCCGAAGUAGCUAACCUCG